Molecule: messenger RNA, 2958 nt
Organism: Aspergillus niger
Lineage: Eukaryota; Fungi; Ascomycota; Eurotiomycetes; Eurotiales; Aspergillaceae
Exons: 9
Coding region: 1-2958 (985 amino acids)
Biological process (GO): peptidyl-threonine phosphorylation; peptidyl-serine phosphorylation
Molecular function (GO): ATP binding; protein serine/threonine kinase activity
Source: RefSeq, a predicted model, not a curated record
AUGAAGCUAAGGCCUGAUCCUAGUCAAGUCUUGACACCGGCCAUUGCUGAUCCGUCUCAUCCUCUACCCGAUCAGCUCAGCGUCUUGCUUUCUAGGGACUGUGACUUUUUGGUCCACCCCUUCGCUAAGCAUGCGCUAUUUGUGCUGUCAGGACGCCAUUCCGAUCAGCCCCGCGACUGUGUUGUCCGGCGGAUGUUCCUUGCUUGCCCGGAGAUAAGGCGAUUCAUGUCGGAUGCUACCCUGGCAUUUUCUUGGCACAAUCCAGCCGCUUUACGAUCGUCUCAGAGGCCGAUGGACUCAGGUGCCCUGUAUGGAGUAGUCAAAGGAUGCACCGCCACUAUAGUGGCUGACUCGUUUGCGCUCUUUGGGCAACAAGGCUGUUUGUUGGGCUGCAGCCACUAUUUUGCCAGACUAGAGCUGAUGAGGGGAACUGAGCUGAUUAGCAAUCACCAGAAGCAGGCUGCUUAUCACCGUCACCAGGCUGUGCCUCCUGCACAUGACCGUGUUCUCAGCGACGCAGCUCCGUUCCCUGCUCACCACCACAGUAUCUCCUUUACUUACCACACUCGCACUAAAGCAUGCCAUUUCCAUGUCGUCCAACUCCUGCAAUCAAACCAGAUGAGUAGUCCUCAACCCGGCUCCGAAUUCUGGAGAGCCACUGGAGCUAUUAAGGAUGACCUGGAGAAUCAUACUAAGCGGCGAUAUGAGGUUACCAACCGGUUCGUUACUUAUCAGGAUUUGGUCAAGAUCUUGCAGAAGGAGGGUCGUAUCCACAAGGUACUCUAUACCGACUGCCUCACCACUGAGGAUCUGCACAACAUCCAACACAACUUCAUUGUCAUCCUUACCACUCUCGUAUCGAUCGGUGCCACACAUUGCUUAGCAAACUUUCGGAGUCUAUUCCUGACUGGAAGUAUCACCGAUAAGGAUCUUCCGCUAGAGCGAGAGCAAAUCGAGACAUUCCUCCCAGGUCAUUCAGAGCUAGUCGACCAAUUCGAAUCCCACCAAUGCGACUUCUGCCCAACAGUGAUCUCUUGCACAAGGCUCUUACAUUGUGUUCCUUCGAAGAGUCGACUACCAUUCGAGAAAAAACCUGAAAAGCUGGGCAUUGGGGGCUUUGGCGAAGUUGACUUGGUGACUAUAACGCCGGGGUACUGGGAAUUUGAUAGAGACUGUACCAACAGCUCCGCCUAUAAAGUUGCCUGCAAGAAGUUCAGCUCCGACUCCAAAGAAGCCUUUCUCAAGGAAUAUAAGAAUCUCACAAUUCUGAAGGAGAGUCUUACAACACAGAGUCACAUUUUGCAGCAUUACACAGCGGUGGACCACGAUCCACACAGCUACUAUAUUCUCUUCCCGUAUGCCGAGCACGGAGACUUGUACCAAUUUCUACAUGGUGGGGCAGGGAGUUAUGAGCUUCACAAUCAAUUUCCUCGCCUACCGGUUGAAGGCGAUCCAGCUAUAUUCAAGCCACUGCUGCACCAAUGCUGGGCUCUGGCGUGCGCUAUUGAGUGGUUGCAUGACUAUAUCCAGGUUGAUGGCGAGCACAUCAUGUGUGCACAUUUGGACCUCAAACCGGACAAUAUCCUAAUCAGGAAUGAUGCAAGCUCUGUUGUGGGAAAGUGGAUGAUAUCUGACUUUGGUAUCUCCGUGCUUGAACCUCAGAAGCUUGAUUCCAGCCGUCCACUCAGUGUGCGAGGCUGUUACCGGGAACCGACAAUUGAAGUGAACCCUCACGGGGGAAGAGGAACCUAUCGCCCACCGGAAGCUAUUAACCGAAUAGGAUCAAGGGCCAUGACCAACAAGAUAGGUCGGCGAAGUGAUAUCUGGGCCUAUGGAUGCAUUUUCACUGAAGUACUUGCCUGGGCGAUCGGACGACGCGAAGGUGUUGAAUACUUAGCUCAGGAAAGGCAAAUAGGGAUAACUAAUGACUUUUUCUGGGAUGAACACUUUGGUCAAAGCUUGUCGCCUCAAGCGACAGGUUUCAAAGUACGAGAUUCGGUUGUCCGAUGGCUUGACCACAUUCAAACUUCUCCUGAGAAAGUAGUAGGUGAAUGGGUCAAGACAAUCAAAGACAUCCUCAUCAUCGACAAGGAGAGCAGGCCCAAAGCGCAGAAGCUUGUUACAUAUGUUACGAGUGUGUACAAACCAGGCGAUGUGCCUCGAGAUCCCGAUUCGCAGCCCAUCGGAUCCCCAGUCGAGCCCUCAUCCAGGCAGUCACCCAUCGAUCCAGUGAGCCAUCCAGUCCGCCAUAUAAUCCACCAUACAGUCAACCAUCAAGUCCGGCAUCCAGUCCGCCUUCCAGUCCGCCGUUUAGUCUGCCAUCCAAUCGAAUGCCAAACCAUCGAGAACUUCCCAGAGGGCAAGGUCCCAAUAGCAGUAGUGUCAAAUGACAAAGUCGAAGUACUCAGUUUGGACCUUUCGCAAAGAGAGAUCAGAGAGGUCCAAUUUCUAGCACUUUUCGGAAAGUUAGGAAAUGCCGAGGUUGUCAUCGAAGGUCAGUACCUCGCAGUUUGGGGGUUCUGUAAGGAGGAGGGGGAAAGGAUGCGCAUACUGAAAUUGCCCGACUUGGAACAAACAUUCACGCAAGCUAUAUUCAACGCUAGGGGUGACUUCUUGUUUGCGUGGGCAAGGAGCUCAAAGAAAGAGUCUCUGUACGUCUGGAAAAUUGAAGGGUUGGCUGAUGAACCAGAUUUCGCUGUUCACUAUUCUCUGAAUAGGUACCUUGCUGUUACCCUGAAUCAGCAGCGUAGUGAAUCGCACGGCAUUGAACCAGAGCGCAUCGAGCGCCCGUUCGAUACUUUGAAUGUGACGGGCCGUGAAGUUCUGGAAAUUCCGAAGAGCUUCAAGCUGGCCAGCAAAGUACGGGCCUAUGAGCAGCAGGGGGUAGUAACGGUGGUAUUAUGGAACGAGACCAGCUUAUUCAUAUCUGAUCUACCUCCCAGUGAUAGAAAUCAUUGA